CUGAUGAUGGCAUCUCCCAGUGCGGCUUUCUGGCUUUCUGCAUCCCCGGGCAAUUUCGCUCGUCGCCGAUAGGACAGGGUCCGGAGCUGCUAGGCGAGAGACACUCGGGGCACGUCCCCGCCAUUGUCCAGUGAACCUUAACGGGGCCUGUAGGGAGGGAUUGGCUGAUGAAAUGCUCCGUGUGUGGAUAUGGAUAUGGGCAUAUGAUGCUGGCGUUUGGCGUGGUGGUGGUGAGUUGCGAUGGGGGAACUCAGGGCGUCAUUUCCAACCAUGCAGGCUGGGAGAAGAGAGGGGGGAGACGGAUCCUUUGCGAUAAUUCAGUAUUCCAGUCGGCGACAUCUGGUGGCUGUGCGGCGCUCGGCGGUUGUGGUUGUGAUACCGAACCUCCCUGCUGCAUACAAACAGCCCUCGACCUCGACUUUUUGGCCAAACGGAGCACGGGCACGGGCUCCAGCACUAGCACACGCUUGAACGUGCCCGCCCGUGUGGAGCUUCAGGGGGGCUGCAAGUCAUGAGUCUUCUGCAUCAUCAAGCAGAUGCCGCAGUCAAAGCACAUCGCCCUCGGCCCUAUCAGAAUCUCAUCAAGAUGAUGCAACGCUGAUAUUUGCCACCACUAACCUAUUCCACGCCUAGGUAGGUUGCAUUCAUGAGGAAGGGGAGGAGAAGAUGGAUGACAUGGAUGUUAUAUCUAAAUAAUGGAGAGGACAAGACUCCAACGAAACAAUAUGCUGGAUCGCGGAGGCAUAAUCAAAGCAGAUGAGCCCCCUUGAGAAACGACCGUUUACGGAUCAUAGCUGGUUGACAUGCAUGCUUCCGUAGAGAAAGAGUUAUCUUUGCG
Messenger RNA from Trichoderma harzianum CBS 226.95, 838 nucleotides. RefSeq lists its product as hypothetical. The record is from RefSeq and is a predicted model, not a curated record. The coding region runs from base 168 to 515 and encodes 115 amino acids. The transcript is spliced from 2 exons. NCBI's taxonomy places the organism in Eukaryota, Fungi, Ascomycota, Sordariomycetes, Hypocreales, Hypocreaceae.